AACAUGUCCAUUUUAGUGGCUGUCCAAUUACAAAUUUUACACAGAAUUUUCAGAUUUUCACUACAAAACGUCGAAACCUAUUCGAAUCUCAGUUGAAAUCCAGAAUUACCUGGAAAAUGAACUCUCUUCAGUCUUCAUGGAUUAUCGCCAGAUACGAAAUAAACUCCGCCGCUUCUUUUCCUUUUGUAAUUUUGAUUGAGCUGUUUCUUUCAUCAAGAUUUAACUUUACUCUUCACCAUUUUGCAGGUUUGUUUAACAGAAUCAAAUCAGGUAAAGGAAAACGAAAAUGGUGAAUAUCACAUUAUUACUCGAGUACCAAAAUCAGCCCAGAGAGUUUGUAGUGAAAUUUGUUCCUGGAAAUGACAGUAAUUGGGUGGUAAAAGCAUAUAUGGCAGAUUAUUUCAUUCUUGAUUUGUCUGUGGUCGUUUUAAGUGGUCGAUCGUAGAUGGCGUCGCGUGGGGCUUCACAAAUCGUUCAGAGACGGUCAUUACCAAAUAUUGUUCCCUCGGUCUUUACUGACUCGAUUCAUGGAACUGAGCCACAAGAUAUGGCCCUGCGCGACUCUAAUAACAAUCUAUGGCACCUCAAAAUAGAAAAAUUUAUUGAUGGUUGGUAUUUCACAGACGGUUGGGUGAAAUUUGUAGAAGAUAACAUGAUUGAAAGGGGUGAUGUUUUAUUCUAUCAAUCAUCUUCUAAAGGUGUGCUCAAUUUCAAAGUUAUGAGUCCCUCUGGCAGUGAAGAUGCCGGAAUCGAACGUCUCAAUGUUAAGACCACGAAAUUGCCGAUUGUAAAAGUGGAAGUAAAAACUGAGGAUGUAGAGGCUGGUGAUGAGAAGCCUCCUGAAAAACGAGGCACGGAGAUGGUGGUGGAUGUAGCUGGGGAGGCCGGUACUAGCAAGCCUGGAAAGAAGAGGAAGAAGCAGGAUUACUACGGUGAGGAGAUUUUCAAACCUGGGGGUAUGCAGCCGCCCUUGAACCCUUACUUCGUGGUGGAUGUGAGGGAAAACAGAGCAAAUGAGAUGCACUUCCCAAUAGAUGUGAUCAGAGACCACAAGAUCCAACUCCCGGAGACUUUGUUGCUCAUGGAUCCGAAAGGGAGGACGUUUGAGACAAAGCGCAGAUCCUGGAAGGAUGGUAGAGUGAACUAUAAUGGAGGGUGGAAAGCCGUCUACCGAACGAAUAUGUUGAAAACAGGUGACAAGCUCAUAUGUGAGUUCAUCGGCAACGGCCGCGGCGUAGGGGAUAUGCACCUCAAGAUAAGUGUAUUUUCAUUGCAACAUAGGUAGCAAAAGGUAGGGAUGGUGAAAGAAAGGACAAUUUUGUACAAAUUUUUAGUGUUUUUUUUUAUGUAAAGAUUAGGACAACGCAGUAUGAUUGUGUGUUGUAAUAGAAUUUAGGCUCAAUAGAAACUCCAUGCUUGAUCAAAUGCUGCACCGAAAUGUUGUGCAAGUGCAAAUAUUGUGUGUAUAGUGUGUGUUUGUGCA
Salvia splendens (bonfire salvia) is the source of this 1483-nucleotide messenger RNA. RefSeq names its product B3 domain-containing protein At5g60140. The record is from RefSeq and is a predicted model, not a curated record. The transcript has 6 exons. Gene Ontology annotation, molecular function: DNA binding. Bases 446 to 1285 code for a protein of 279 amino acids. NCBI's taxonomy places the organism in Eukaryota, Viridiplantae, Streptophyta, Magnoliopsida, Lamiales, Lamiaceae.